AUGACGCAGCACGAAGCAGUUUUGCGGGGAUACUUAUCAAAGUACAAACAUCCAAAUGAAACAAGACAAGAUAUUCUAAACACUUUAAUACAGUACAAAGAUUUGAGACCAUCGCUCAGCCCAUUUGGUGGUAUAUACAAUAUACCAAUUUCAAUAUGGGUUUUGGACACUCAUCCUUACAACCCACCCAUGGUGUUUGUCAAACCAACAAGCACCAUGCAGAUAAAGCCUGGCCGUUACGUUGAUGCAAAUGGUAAAGUGGACAUGCCUUUCAUACGAGAAUGGAGACAUCCAACAUCUGAUCUUCUUAGCCUAGUACAGAUUCUCACCUUCACCUUCGGAGAAGAAUGCCCUGUAUUUUCAAUAGCCGCAGGACAAAGACCGCCACCAAUGCCAUACCCAGGUCAGACACCAUAUCCGCUGAAUCCGGGAGGAAUGCCAAUGGCUGGCUUGCAGUACCCUCACGCUGGUGGCACAGGAGCUCCUGGUUAUCCCCCUGCUUCUGGCUAUCCAUAUCCACAAGCUGGGAACUAUUCCAAUGUCAGCAACCCACCCUACCCUAGCUACCCUCCACAAAACACUGGGUACCCUCCACCCUACCCACCCACCACUUCGGCCCUUCCUUACCCGAACACACAGCCUCAGAGACCAACAAACUAUACUGGUGCUGAUUUGGGCUAUCCUCCAUCACAGUUUAACAGCCAGCCUUCUUACCCUGCCGGAAACAGUGUUGCUGACGGUGUAAGACCUACGAUAACUCCUACUGGUACUGUUACGGAAGCAGACUUGAGAGCAUCUUUGUUGUCUGCUGUAGAAGACAAGAUGAGAUGGAGACUGAAGGAGACUUUUGCUCAAGCACAGGCAGAGAUGGAUGUGCUGUAUAAAACACAGAAGGAUUUAAGCGAAGGAAAGCAGAAGUUGGAGACAAUCAUUUCAGAGUUAGAAAAGGAGAAGGACGAAAUCAAUAGAAACAUUCAGAUCUUGCAAGACAAGGAUAAAGAAGUGAAAGAGGCCAUUCAGAAACUAGAAGGGCAGCAUGAUUUGAACAUUGAUGAUGCUGUUGUUACAACAGCACCUUUAUACAGACAACUAGUAGAUGCUUUCGCAGAGGAACAAGCCAUUGAAGAUGCAAUUUAUUAUUUAGGAGAGGCCCUGAGGAAAAAUGUCAUUGAAUUGGAGUCAUUUUUGAAGAAAGUGAGAGAACUUUCUAGAAAGCAAUUUAUGCUGAGAGCAACAAUACAGAAAUGCAGGGAGAAGGCUGGACUUCCUCCAUUGGCCUGA
This is a messenger RNA of Candidula unifasciata, 1281 nucleotides long. The record is from the annotation of a GenBank genome assembly. Lineage: Eukaryota; Metazoa; Mollusca; Gastropoda; Stylommatophora; Geomitridae.